This is a messenger RNA of Arachis ipaensis, 704 nucleotides long. NCBI's taxonomy places the organism in Eukaryota, Viridiplantae, Streptophyta, Magnoliopsida, Fabales, Fabaceae. The record is from RefSeq and is a predicted model, not a curated record.
GUUAGCACAUAGCAGGGCUCACUCCUUCGCUCACUCAUUCUUCCUUUUCCCCUUUUUUCCUUUGAUAUUCCGACAGCUCUCUUCACAAGUCUUCGGCGAAGCCACAAGAUCAUUCUAGAACCUCGCCUCACAAGAUAUGGGCGACGGUCCAAAGAGACAAGGCGGACGCCCACUUCCUCCGCCGCCAAGAGGUCCCCCCGGCCCUCCUCCUCCUCCCCCUCGCCCCCGCGCCGAACCCGUCGAUCGCGAAAAGGUCAAAGAAGUGGUUAAACCUGCAAGAAGAAAACAUGCAAAGCUCUCAUUUGCUUUUGUGUUUCCUGAUAAAAAUGGUCGAUUCAAAGUUCAAGAGGUUGGGAAGACACUAGCUUAUGGAAAUGGAAGAUUUGAUGACGGCAAGGCUUUAGCCGAACUUGGUUUUGAGAUUGGUGAUUACUUGGAUGUGGCUAUUCUGUAGGUUCUUAUGGGCUGUCUUUAUGUGUUUUGGCCUUUUUAUAUAUGAAGGCCUUGAAUUUAGUCGGUUUAAUAGAAAACUCUAUGUAGUGUUUGGUAGUUAAUGUAGCAUGAACUAAACCAAUUUGAUUUGCUUGGUUGCGAAAAUAGAUAAACUUGUGAUUGAUCAGACCAAGACCCAUUAUGCUACUGACUAGUGUAUUGUUUGAUGGGGGCAGAAAGUAAAGGGUUAAUUCUUUUCUGUUUCCUGAAAA